This is a messenger RNA of Ictalurus furcatus (blue catfish), 2391 nucleotides long. RefSeq names its product pleckstrin homology domain containing, family A (phosphoinositide binding specific) member 1b (gene plekha1b). The coding region runs from base 17 to 625 and encodes 202 amino acids. Gene Ontology annotation, cellular component: cytoplasm; membrane. The transcript has 6 exons. The record is from RefSeq and is a predicted model, not a curated record. NCBI's taxonomy places the organism in Eukaryota, Metazoa, Chordata, Actinopteri, Siluriformes, Ictaluridae. Gene Ontology annotation, molecular function: PDZ domain binding.
AUUAACGUGCAGGUUAAUGAAGUCAUGUGUCUUUUCGUCUGCAUUUCCACAGAUGAAAAACUGGAAGAGACGAUACUUCAUGCUGGACGACAACGCAAUCAGUUAUUUUAAAUCAGACCUGGAGCGAGAGCCUCUCCGUGUAAUUCCCCUAAAGGAGGUUACUAAAGUCCAGGAGUGUAAGCAAAGUGAUUUGCUGAUGAGGGAUAACCUCUUUGAGCUCGUCACUACCUCAAGAACGUUUUAUAUUCAGACGGACAGUCCAGAGGAGAUGCACAACUGGAUCAAGGCCAUAUCCGGAGCGAUCGUAGCCCAGCGAGGCCCCGGCCGCUCCGCCGCUUCAAUGCGUCAGGCCAGAAGGUUCUCGAACCCUUGUAUUCCGAGGUAUACGUCCCGCAGUGGCGAACGCAGCACGAGCGCCGGGAACACCCCUCCAGCUUUUACUGCAGCGAACAAGGCCCCCCAGUCCCUCGCUCGCCCAUCUCCGCCGAGCUCCACUUCUCAGAGUGCCACUUCCCCGCGGGCCAUCAGCACGGCGUGGGACGAGCCGGACCUCCGCGGUCUCCUGCGGGGCAGCCCACGCAGCCGCCUGUCGCUCCAGGAGGCUCCCCGCCUUUUUUUCAAGUAAGCAGUAGCGAUACGGUCUCGCCCUGGGAGCGGAGGAACAGCGCAGAGGUUUGCCCACCCUCUCUUAACGACUCUGACGAUCUGCAAAUUACAGAGGUGUGAAUAUCUACGGCGGUAAAACAGCGACUAAAACGCACGCGCACACCUGAGUCGAGACGAGACGAAGCACAGACUGAUUGACAGAAUGACCACGGGUCUGCACGUGCAGGACAACGUGGACGCUGCGAUGGACUAGAGACGACCUAGCACAACACGCUGGAUCUGCCCUAAGGAUUAUGGGAUUCUGUGAUUAGUUCCCACUUUCCAGACUCCUCUUGAGGACGGCGGGUUUUCCCACACGUUACUAGUCCUAAUCAAAGCGUUUCAGAACUGAAGAAUACAAAUUUUAAAUGAAUGAAAUGAUAGAUCUGGGGGUUUUUCGUUUUUUUCCUCUUCACCUGCUUUCUCCUGGGGUGCAGUUUGGUUUUCUCCUGUCCCCCGUCAUCAUGUUUUCUCCCUCUUAAAUCAGUGUAUUGAAUUCCCCGCUCUGUCCAACUGAACUGUUUUAAAUCCUUUUAUCAUCCCUUUUUAAAGAAAGUAAACUAGAGAACACUGCUACCUGUAAGAUUUCUACGAAUUAUUUUGAAUUUAGAAGACGUAAUCGUUUAUUAUAUUUGAAGAUCUGUAUACACACACUGACUGUAAUAGUUAUAAGAGCUUUAUUUUAGAGCAGAACCGGUCAGGAAAUCGAAACGCGGAGAUGUUUUUCUCGUCAGGUUUAGUUGGUGGUGUAGAAUCCCGUUAUACACACUUGGGGAAACUUAUAUAGUGAAGAUGUCAUGUUCUGAGCGCAGAGGUUUUUAUUAGUACAGAUGUUUUCUUAAAGGAAUCUCAGACCUGCCAACCUUCAGGCGUUUUGCGUAUUUUUCUCUCUCGCUCUCUCUCUCUCUCUCCAGUAAAGCAGCUGAGAUGAUGAGCCAAUCAACAUAUGAAUCUGGAAUGAUUGACAGUUUUGAACUCUCUGAUAUUAACUGACUUAACCCAUGUAAGCCCCACCCCUUCCCUCAUCUCAUGUGCUUUUUGUUUUAAAUUCGUCGAUGAAAUCAAAUCUAUACGUGCGUGUGAUUUGGCUAACGUUAGACACGUGUAUAUAAUUAACAUCGCUUAAAUAUAUAUACGGUAGCCAUCUGAUUUCUAGAUUAGACCAGUGGGAUUGGCAGGUCUGGAAUUUUAAGGAAUGUUAGCGAGCAACCUGUAAGAAGCACUUUUCUUUAUGUUGACGUUAUGAAAUGAUGGACUACUUACCCCCAAAAAAUGUUAUGCUAACAACGAAUGAAAGCUACUAUAUUCUGCUUAGCAUAUUGUGAAUGAAAGCACACUAACUCCACACUAAUGUUACUCAUUGUUUUUGACGGUGUAUUCAUUUAGUAACCUCUCCAACUUGCCCAGUACCAACAGUCGAACUUUUUGUUGUUGUUGUUGUUGAUGUUGUUUUGUGAGGAUUAUUCUUGUAAAAAAAAAAAAAGAAAAGAAAAGGAAAAAGUUUUCCCUGAUGUUGUAUCGUGGAAACGUGACGUCUGUCGCUCUGCAUCGCGGUCACGUGUCGACUCGUUCGCCCGUAAAGGGCGCUGCACGAGUCUGACACUGUUCCGAGCCGUGUUAAGUGCACACUUUCCUUAUGACAACAAGCUAUUUUUGGUUUCUCCAGUUGUGUACCUGAUGUUUGUAAAUCGUGUGCGUUUAUUUAUUAUGUGAAAGAGUUUGAAGAUUAAAACUGACCAAUUUUAA